AUGAGAAGUUUCGCCAGAAGGGUUACCAUUUUACAGAGAAAAACAAUUUCUUAUUCAAUUUUUUUUAUUUCGCUAAAUUCCUAUUUUGUAAAAAAAUAUUUAUUUUCCAAUACGUCGGCCAUUUUUCAUUUGGAGGGGAAGGGGGCAGAUGCCUACUUGGAAAAAAACGGAAUUCUCUAUAAGGACCUCAUAGACGGAGAAGGGGACCCCAUUGAAGAGGGCGAUAUCGUGUAUAUUCACUACCAGGGGAAAACGACCAACGACUUUCGCAUAAUUCACUCAACUUUUAAUAGCAUAAUUCCACCCAAGAUCAAAGCUGGGCAAUAUGAUCAAAAGCACAUAAGGGCCAUCUACGAGAUUGUCAUUGGCAUGAAGAAGCACACAAGACGGCAGUGCAUCGUUCCCCCACAUCUGGCGUACCCCAACCAUUUUCCAAGCCAGCCGCUCCUUUACGAAAUCGACAUUGUAAAAGUUGUAAAAAAAAAUUCUCAGGGAAAGACAUUUAUCGAAAAAUUUGAGCAAAAAAUUGACCAAAUAAAGUCUGUCAUAUCGUCUUAUUUUUAA
This is a messenger RNA of Plasmodium cynomolgi strain B, 564 nucleotides long. Its product is annotated as FKBP-type peptidyl-prolyl cis-trans isomerase. The transcript is spliced from 4 exons. Gene Ontology annotation, molecular function: peptidyl-prolyl cis-trans isomerase activity. The record is from RefSeq and is a predicted model, not a curated record. Bases 1 to 564 code for a protein of 187 amino acids. NCBI's taxonomy places the organism in Eukaryota, Apicomplexa, Aconoidasida, Haemosporida, Plasmodiidae.